AUGUCUAGUAAUUGGUUUCCUUCUUCUGUUGAACUUUUAGGGGCCACUGGAGGUGUUCUGUACAAAGAACUCUGGCAUGCCUGUGCUGGACCUUUGGUUAGUGUGCCUCGAGAGGGGGAGCGUGUCUAUUAUUUUCCCCAGGGCCACAUGGAACAGGUAAUCGGGUUUUCGGAUGCGGUCUCCUGAUCACCUUGUUAGUUUCCUCUUUGGGAACUUUGCCUUGAUCAUUAGGUAAAUAGUGAUUCGGUAUUCUUUCUCAUUUAUUACAGCUUGAGGCAUCAACCAACCAAGGUCUUGAUCAGCAAAUACCCUUGUUCGAUUUGCCAUUUAAAAUUCUCUGUAGAGUAGUACACGUACAACUUCAGGUGACCUCUAACGAUCUUUGAUUGUGGUUUUCUGCUAUGUUUGCGUACAGUUUUCGUUCUCUUCACCCUUAAUUAAUGGUAUUCCUUUUUCCUUUGAUUUGACUGUGAUUUUCUACUGUAGGCUGAACAGGAAACAGACGAAGUAUUUGCACGGAUCACGCUACAACCCGAGGCCGACGUAAGUAUUUUCACUCUAAUGACAGGAAAUGAAUGCAUAUUCGAUGUAUCCAGUAUUAAAGUAAAAAUCUUUUAGCUAUGAUCCCAAUGGUUUGGGUCGAUUCUUUUAAUGGAGAGUACUGCAAAGAAGUUAUCUUAUGUGGCCUCUAGUUUCUUCAGAUUUGGAUACAUUGAUAAUCAAGAAUGUUUACCUGCUUGUUGUGUGCAUUCUGUUCUGUAUGACUUGCUCUCUAAUAUUUCUUUUGCAUUUCAGCAAAGUGAAGUAACGAGUCUAGAUCCUCUGCUUCCUGAAGUUGAAAAAUGUAAAGCUCACUCUUUUUGCAAGACACUUACGGCUUCAGACACAAGCACUCAUGGUGGUUUUUCAGUUCUUCGGAGACAUGCUGAUGAAUGUCUCCCUCCACUUGUGAGUUCACGUAUGCAUAUUUAUGAUUUGAGUGACUUGGAAUUUUAUCUGCUCAGCUGUUUUUACUCUUGUUUUUUUUUCCCAGGACAUGACUCAGCAACCACCUUGCCAAGAUCUUGUUGCCACUGACUUGCAUGGCAAUGAGUGGCCUUUUCGUCACAUAUUUAGAGGUUUUGCCUUUUCCUUCCAAGCAUUACUAGAAUGCCGAUUACUUUUUAUAAUCUCCGACUUACAGUUAUUGUUGAUGACUAGUUAUAUUGAAUAUCAGCAUAUAAUUUAUGCACGGGUAAAAACAAAGUUUGACAUUUGACUUUAUGUAUUUAUUAAAGAAGGUAACGUAAAAGCUUUUCCUUUAUUUUCAUUUCUUUCUUCUUCAGGGCAACCACGGAGACACUUGCUUACGACAGGAUGGAGUGCCUUUGUUAGCUCAAAAAGAUUGGUUGCUGGUGAUGCUUUUAUAUUUCUAAGGCAAGUGACAGUUACAUUUUUUGAGCUGCUGUAGUUCCACGAGCUUGCAGCUUACCAUAAAGGUGCUUUGGUCUUCUUUUUUUCCUGAAAAUAAUUUGAUGGACUGGUUGCCAGAGGCGAGAAUGGAGAGCUACGUGUAGGCGUGAGGCGGCUCAUGAGACAAUCAACUAACAUGCCAGCAUCCAUCAUAUCUGGACCCAGCAUGCAUAUUGGUGUUUUGGCUACUGCUUCUCAUGCUGUUAAAACUGGGACAAUUUUCUCUGUAUUCUACAAGCCAAGGUUUAUUUUCCUCAACCCUUCGCAUUUAAUUUUCUAAUAUUUCAUUUCUCCCUUAAGAUGAUUUUAAGGCCGUGACAUGUGGAAAAGCAUGCUUUUUGCGGUGCUAUAAAUUCAUCGUGAAUCCAUUUUCUGUGAAUUACUCAGCUUAUUUCCAUCAUCGUAUGCCAAUCUAUAAACCAUCUUUGAUUGAGACAAAGGAGAUUUUGAAGAAGGAUCAAUGUCAAUGGCAGUGUCUACUUCAAUAAACAGAAUGAUAGGUUAGGGCAUAUCUGGAUGUGAGGAGUAGGACUAAUUCUCAUUGACUGUGUUAAUUCGGGGUUCUUUUGAUUCCAACGCAAGUCAUUAAAUUAUCAAUGAGAAGCGAUAGCUAUUGAUCUUCCCUGUAGGCCCCUAUGAGCUACAUUAUCCUUAGUUUUUAGCCCUCCGAUAGGCUCUCUUAGAAUAUUCCCUUAGAUGUGUCGUUGACUCCAUUCAGUAUAAGGAUGAAUAACCCCACGUUCACAGUAGUGGAUAGAUGAAUGAAUUAUUACUCUUUGGCUGGAUUUUGCGUCAACAUUGGUUACGAUGUAAAUAAUUAGACAAAAUUAGAUUGUCGAAUUACUCCACGUAAUUCCCAUUUACGAACAGUGAGGAAGGGAUGCCAUUUGGGGUACAAUGAGCCGUGUUAGAGAGGGGAGAUGGCGGUUUCUUCACUCGCUCAUUAGAGUUUCAGGACCUGGGAGGGGAUGUAUGACAGGUACUCCGUCAUGGGGAUAGUUUUGGUCCUUUUUCAUUAAAACUCGUUGAUUUUCCACUGGUUUGAUUCAUAUGAGGUACACUAUAGUCAACAUGGGUAAGUCUGGAAGUACUCAGAGGUAUGUUUUAAGGUGGAAUCAUUGUUAAUAAUUCAAAUGCCUAGAUGGAAUAAAAUAAAAAACAUUAAUUUUUCGGAAUGCAUCCAUGCGUACUUACUUGACAUGAUUUACUUCGGAAUACAUGAUUUAUUAAAUUUGUGUAGACGAAUUGAUUUGCUUGCUAACCUUGCAGUAAAGAAGCUUUUCGGCACGUACUAAUUUAUUUGUAGAUAUUCCUUGUUCACAUGCUCUCUUCUUCUAGAUGCUUGGGUUUCACAGUAACGGUUCCAUUCGGACUCGUGUUAAGUCUCCAGAGCCCAGUAAUUGAGUGGCACUUUUAUAUUCUCUGAACACGCCAAUUAAUGCGAAAACAAUGCUGUUUGUCGCAGAACAAGUCGAUCAGAAUUCAUUGUCAGUCUCAACAAGUAUUUGGAAGCGAAACAGCACAAGCUGCCUGUUGGGAUGAGGUUUAAGAUGAGAUUUGAGGGUGAAGAAACUCCUGAGAGAAGGUGCGCUAAGCCCAGCUACUUUAUUCAAUGAUUCCUUGAUGCUGAUGCUACUUACUGAUGCAUUUCUUCCCUGCGAUCUUACAGGUUCAGUGGCACAAUAAUCGGCGUUGGGGACUCCAUCUCAUCUCGUUGGGUUGAUUCAGAGUGGAGAUCCAUCAAGGUAGCCAAUCUGAUUGGUGGAAAUUUUGAAAAAAUGUUAAUGGGAAAUUAUCAGAAAAUGGAUCUCCAGUUUAAUGAAACUUUAAUGAAAAAAAAUAAGCCCGAACAUUCGUGGACUUUGUCAUGUUUUAUUCGAGAAUGCAUCAUAUUUCUGCAAAUGUUUACUGACGAGGAAAAUUGUUGGCAGGUCCAAUGGGAUGAGCCUUCAGCAAUCUCUCGACCAGAACGAGUCUCCCCAUGGGAAUUAGAACCACUUGUGGCCAGCUCUCCUGUUCCCCAACCGGCAGCGAGGAACAAGCGGGCGCGUCAGCCUAUUUUACCGUCAUUGACACCAGAGCUUCCACCAGUCUUCGGUACCAUAAAUCCCUUCACUAUUCUACCUCCCCCCCUCUCUUUCCAAUACUACUGAGGGUUUCUCUGACUGGGUUCCAGAGUUUUCGGCCAAUGGUUGAAACUAUUGAUCUCCUUUCCUGCUUCGUCGUGCUGAGAUUCCUUCCUUGUGGACGCUUCUUGCUGCCUUGAGCAGGUUUGUGUAAGUCUCCAGCGGACGGCUCCCAGAGUCUCUCGUUCACAGGUCGCCAUGGAGGCCGAGAUCUGUUCUCACCAUCCGCCGCCGGUCUUCUCUCCUCCCCGGGAUCAGUCUCUGGGUCGGCGGGGUUCGCCGGAAGCAAUGCUUCGCCGGUGAAUCCAGGUGGCUCGAUGUAUUGGCCGAUCAGAGCGGAAGCCAGCAGGGAAGACUCGUUCUCCAUCUGCGUUAACAGAGAACCCUGCGAGAGGAAGCCGGAGACUGGAAAUGGGUGCAGAUUAUUCGGCAUCCAGCUGGUGGAGGGCUCGGUGGCGGAGGAGACCUCAACGUUGGCGGCCGUUCCGGUGGGCGCCGGAGGGCCUAUGGCGCUGGACGCCGCAGCAGAGUCUGAUCAGCUGUCUCAGCCUUCAAACGCCACCGCGUACGAUGUCCCUGCUCGGAGCAGCGGCGACCCGGAUAAAUCUUGCCUCCGUUCGCAGCAUGAGACCCAAAGUAGGCCGAUCCGGAGCUGCACGAAGGUAACGCCGACGGAGAACCCGUUUUCUCUUUUGGAAUGUUUUCCAGAGGAAGUGUGA
Molecule: messenger RNA, 4297 nt
Organism: Spirodela intermedia
Lineage: Eukaryota; Viridiplantae; Streptophyta; Magnoliopsida; Alismatales; Araceae
Source: the annotation of a GenBank genome assembly